Messenger RNA from Budorcas taxicolor (takin), 4333 nucleotides. It is a transcript of the gene PFKFB3, whose product is annotated as 6-phosphofructo-2-kinase/fructose-2,6-biphosphatase 3. Bases 312 to 1874 code for a protein of 520 amino acids. The transcript has 15 exons. Gene Ontology annotation, cellular component: cytosol. Gene Ontology annotation, biological process: fructose metabolic process; fructose 2,6-bisphosphate metabolic process. Lineage: Eukaryota; Metazoa; Chordata; Mammalia; Artiodactyla; Bovidae. Gene Ontology annotation, molecular function: ATP binding; 6-phosphofructo-2-kinase activity; fructose-2,6-bisphosphate 2-phosphatase activity. The record is from RefSeq and is a predicted model, not a curated record.
GGAGGCCAGCGGGCGAGGACCGCACGGGCUCUAGCCGGCGCAAGAGGACCGCGGCUGUCACUGCGCUCGGAGCAUCCGCGCCCCGCGGGAGCCGUGGGUGCCGCCCCAGCCCCGCGUCCCUCUCGCAGCGCUUGGGGAGCCUCGCGCCCCAGGCGAGCGCCCGUGAUUUAGCACAAAGCACGUUUCCAAAAAGCCGCGCUUUCGCGCACGCACCCUCGCCCCCCUUUGUUUCGGGGGUCGCCAGGCCGCUCUCCUCCCCAAGUCUGAAUUCUUCGGAAGGGGCGGAGGGCCGCCGAGCCUCGGCUGGGAAGAUGCCCUUGGAGCUGACUCAGAGCCGGGUGCAGAAGAUCUGGAUCCCGGUCGACCACCGCCCCUCGCUGCCCAGGACCUGUGGGCCGAAGCUCACCAACUCCCCGACAGUGAUUGUCAUGGUGGGGCUCCCCGCCCGCGGGAAGACCUACAUCUCCAAGAAGCUAACCCGCUACCUCAACUGGAUCGGUGUCCCCACGAAAGUGUUCAACGUGGGCGAGUACCGCCGGGAGGCCGUGAAGCAGUACAGCUCCUACAACUUCUUCCGCCCCGACAACGAGGAGGCCAUGAAAGUCCGCAAGCAGUGUGCCCUGGCUGCCUUGAGAGACGUCAAAAGUUACCUGACGAAGGAGGGGGGCCAGAUCGCAGUUUUCGAUGCCACCAAUACUACUCGAGAGAGGAGACACAUGAUCCUCCAUUUUGCCAAAGAAAGCGACUUCAAGGUGUUUUUCAUUGAGUCUGUGUGCGAUGACCCUACAGUCGUUGCCUCCAACAUCAUGGAAGUGAAAAUCUCCAGCCCGGAUUACAAAGAUUGCAACUCCGCAGAAGCUAUGGACGACUUCAUGAAGAGAAUUAACUGCUAUGAGGCCAGUUACCAGCCCCUCGACCCUGAUAAAUGUGACAGGGACCUGUCGCUGAUCAAGGUGAUCGAUGUGGGCCGGCGCUUCCUGGUGAACCGCGUGCAGGAUCACAUCCAGAGCCGCAUCGUGUACUACCUGAUGAACAUCCACGUGCAGCCCCGCACCAUCUACCUGUGCCGGCAUGGCGAGAGCGAGCACAACCUCCAGGGCAAGAUCGGGGGCGACUCGGGCUUGUCCAGCCGGGGCAGGAAGUUCGCCAACGCCCUGAGCAAGUUCGUGGAGGAGCAGAACCUGAAGGACCUCAAGGUGUGGACCAGCCAGCUGAAGAGCACCAUCCAGACGGCGGAGGCCCUGCAGCUGCCCUACGAGCAGUGGAAGGCCCUCAACGAGAUCGACGCGGGCGUGUGUGAGGAGAUGACCUACGAGGAGAUCAAGGACACCUACCCCGAGGAGUACGCGCUGCGUGAGCAGGACAAGUACUACUACCGCUACCCCACCGGGGAGUCCUACCAGGACCUGGUGCAGCGUUUGGAGCCGGUCAUCAUGGAACUGGAGCGGCAGGAGAACGUGCUGGUCAUCUGCCACCAGGCCGUCCUGCGCUGCCUCCUGGCCUACUUCCUGGACAAGAGCGCAGAGGAGAUGCCCUACCUGAAGUGCCCACUUCACGCUGUCUUGAAGCUGACGCCCAUCGCUUACGGUUGCCGAGUAGAAUCCAUCUACCUGAACGUGGAGUCCGUGAGCACACACCGGGAGAGGUCAGAGGAUGCAAAGAAGGGACCUAACCCGCUCAUGAGACGCAAUAGUGUCACCCCACUAGCCAGCCCCGAGCCCACCAAAAAGCCUCGCAUCAACAGCUUUGAGGAGCAUGUGGCCUCUACCUCCGCUGCCCUGCCCACCUGCCUGCCCCCGGAGGUGCCCACGCAGCUGCCCGGACAAAACAUGAAAGGCUCCCCGGGCAGCGUGGACGCCUCCAGGAUGCACUGACCGCCCCGCUCCCCACACCCGGCUCCCGCCCUUCCGUCUGCCCACGGCCAGCGAUCCGAGGACGUCUCGCAGAGUGGAGCGGGGCAGAGGGCAGCACAGAGGAGGGGCUACUGCUCCAGGGGGACCGGGCCCCCGCCUGCCCCUGCUCCCCCAGCCUUCAGGCCGCUCACCCCAUGGACCCCAAGUGGCUCGGGAAGGACCAUGCACAGAGGAGGCAGGACGGGGUGCCUCCCUGCGGGCUUGUUCAUCUCGUUCUGUACCUGCCCCGCUGGGGGUGAUGCUGGUCCUCGCCUCCUAACCUUAAGGGGGGCCAGGCUCUCAGCUGCUGAGGGUCAAGGGAAUGAAAACUUCCAAGAGGCUCCUUGGCCUGGACGUUGCCUCCUGCAGGGAAGCUCACGGCUUGAGCUGGGUGGGGCUCACCCAGGAGAGCCGGUCCUGCAGCUGAAGAGAGGAGCCCCACGCUGGACCCGCUGGUCAGCCAGGCAGCAGCCCCUCUGCAUGUCGCCUACCCUUCCCAGUCUGUCCUGCCUCUGAGGAGGGCGUGGGACAGUCUGGCAGGAGGAAACACAUUGCUGAACAGCCCCGGGGGCCUCGCCUCCCAGCGCAAGUUCCUCCCUCAGCUCCCAGGCCUGCUGGCUCGUGCACUUUCUUAACGGCAGAGACUGUGACCUGAAACAUCUCACCUUUGGCAACUGAAGAUGCUCGGGGUUUGUGCCCUUGGGGCUGGAGCUGUGGAAGGUUGUGGGAGCCAGGCGUGCCUCUGGGGAGGUGAGGGGAUACCCCCACCCCUAAAUGGCUGGACAGGGAGCAUUGGGAUUGUUGCUAGACUGACUCUGGGCAACAGCAUGCGGAACAAUGACCUGGCCCCCUCCUUCGGGACGUUCAUCCCCUCCUGUGCUUCCUGGGUGCGGCCCAAGCCAGGCCUCACUCGUGGCCACAUCCUCCGGGAGGCUGGCCGUAGGAUGCGGAGCAGUGCCCUGCGUGCGUGUGGAGACCCGCUGCCCUGGGUGGGUUCGGAGGAGAGGACGUCCUUGUCCUCCAUGGCACCUGUGGCAUUUCUAGUGGGGGGCGGUCAGAGCAGGCUGUGGGUACAUGGUUCUGAACACCUCUAGCUUCUGCCUGCUGGUCUUCCCCUGGGGCCUCUGGGCACUCAAGGGGGUCGAGGCCCAGGAGAAACAGUGUGAACUGAGGAAGAUCUUGUCCAGUGACCCUUUUCAGAAUCUUGAGAAGCCGGUGCCAAAGGUCACCUUCUCUUCCUGCCUUCCCCGCUCCUUCCCCCUCUUAGCUUGUGAAGUAGUCACGGGGGUGGGGGGCCGGGGGUGGGGGGCCGGUUAGACAGCUGGAGCCUGGAGUAGGGAGAGGAGCUGUUUUCAUUUGUAUUUUUUGUUUGAGAGGAGCUUUUAGAAGAAAAAUGCAUGUUUCUCUGAUUGGGACUCAGUGGGGAGCAGGGACAGGAUGCAGAGGCCCUGCAAUCAGGUGUGUGGGUUUCACAUCAAACUGUUCAAACCCUCCCAUCCCUGGCCAUCUUCCCAAGAGGAUGUCUGUCUCCGUGCCUGUGCAGCGCUUGUGUUACUCUCCCUGUUUGCUGCUGCCUUGUCGUCGCGUGUGCUGUGUGCGUGUGUCUGUGAGUGUGUGUCUGUGCGCAUGUUUAGAUGAGGGGCCUGCUGUCCUCCUGAGAACGGCUCUUACGUCCACCUUCUGGCUCCUCCUCUGGUGUUUGGAGCGGACCCUGAAUUUCGACUCUUGAUGGCUUAUCUGAAUGCUUACCCUGGCCUCUGACUGCCCCAAAUCACUGCAUUUACAUAGCAGGCCUGGCCUGACCGGGACUUGGUUUGCAGGGGCCUUGAUGUGGAGAGAGAACCUCAGUGUGGGGGGAAGGUGGGGGACAGGCAGAGAGCAGAGGCUGGGGGUCCCGGGCCAGAGACCGGACUUCCAGGGAAGGAGGGGUGGGCAGAGGCUGUGUCUGAGCCACAGUCGCAGGGCUUCUGCCUCGCUGACCGCUGGCUCUCACUCCCCUCCCCCAGAAGCUUCUGGGACCAAUAUUUUUAACUUCGCUUAUUCGUUUUGGGGUGGGCUUGCCCCUCCCCUUCUUCUUUCCUGAGACUGUGGGCAAAGCUCUUCAUUUGGGGGUGGGGAAGAAAGACUGUUUGAACCACGCCAAUGACGUUUUCGUUUCUAAUACUUGAAAUUUAUUUUUUUAUUAUUUUGAUAGCAGAUGUGCUAUUUAUUUAUUUAAUAUGUAUAAGGGAUCCUGACAAUGGAAAGCUGUAUAGAUUGGGUUUUGUUGGUUGUGGGCUUGGGGGCCUUUUACGUGUGACUUCUGACUUCUCUGUGUUCUCUAUAAAUUUGUCCGAAUUAAUUACCUGGCAUGAAGCUGUGCCAGCUUUCAAACGGAAAGCCUGUCGGAAAUUUGUAUAUUUUGCAGUUGCCAGAACAAUAAAAUACCUGGUUGAAAUACA